CUCUCUCUCUCUGUAAAACACAUUUAUUCUUAAAUUAUUUUCAUAUUGCAUAUUUUUCCAAUUCUAAUUUUUGUUUUGAAAGUAUGGUAAAUACUGGUAAAAUGUACCAACAAUGACAUUGGAAAAUUUUGAUAUACCAUUGAAAUAACAGGUAGCCCAUCUGAAUUAUAUAACAAUUAGGCUAUCCAACUCAUAGUAGCCUACCAAAAUGUUAUUAUCAGUAGACGUGAAAUCUUAUUGUAGUCUUCAACUCUGGGUACUGUCUUAUGUUUUAAAAUCACUUACAGAGGAAGUUUGGUCCCAUCAGGCUAACAUGACAGUCACGACUCAUGCUGCUGUAAGCUUUUCUUUUUCAUUUGUUUUCAUUCGCGAUCUUUACAACACACAUUACAUUACAUAUUUCAUGGCACACUCGUUUUAUGCGUUUUUGGCGCCACCUAUUGUUGUGGGUGUAUUAUUGACAUGUCAAAGUCUAGACCCUGAAUAUAAGACAGUUCGGCAGAACGACACGAGCAAGAGUGCUGUUGGUUUCGUUUCUGUGUUCGAAUCCAAAUCCGCGUUGUCUUGGGCGAAUCACUGAUUCACUGAGACAUUCAUUAAAACAGUCAUUUGAUUCACUCACUCACUCCUCAACUAGCAAGACCAGUUUUACCUUGAGAUUAAAUUAAAGAGAUGGAGUUGAGGAAUGUCUAUGAAAGUGGAGGCGGAGGAGGAGAUAAAGCCAACAGUAUAUAUACAUCAUCUGUGUGCAGACCUUAAACUACCAGCUGAAGACAGACUGAGUGAACACAACAUCAUAACAGCUCAAAAAGAAGCUUAGCCUACUUUGGAAGCAAUGGCAGAUGAUAGCUUUCAACAGGAGUUUCUGGAGGCCCAUAACCAGUACAGGAAGCAGCAUCAAGCCCCAGAGCUGACGUACAGUGACGAGCUGAGCAGCGCUGCUCAGAAGUGGGCAGAUCACCUACAGAGCAAAAAAUCACUGAGCCACAGUGACACGGAAAACGGGGAGAAUGUGUAUUAUUCCUUCAGCUCUGUCAAAAAGACGCCCAAAGGGAAGGAGGCUGUAGACAGUUGGUACAGUGAGAUCAAGGAUUACGACUUUAGCUCACCAGGAUAUCAGCCCCAAACAGGGCAUUUCACCCAGGUUGUGUGGAAAUCAUCUACAGAGCUCGGAGUAGGUCUGGCUACUGAUGGAAAAACAGUUUUUGUCGUUGGUCAAUACAGACCUGCUGGAAAUAUAACCAGUGCUGGUUUAUUUGAGAAAAAUGUUCUACCUAAAACUGAAUAAUGGUGGUAUUCUUUCCUUAUUGGAUUUGUCUAUUGCUAAAUGUAAACAUGAUUUAGCAGAUGCUUUUAAUUCAAAGUGACUUACAGUAUAUCACCAUAACCAGUUUAAAUGUGAAGGACAGUCCUAUAAUACAUUGUGAUCAAAUCCCGUGUGUGUUAAUAAAAUA
Molecule: messenger RNA, 1454 nt
Organism: Onychostoma macrolepis
Lineage: Eukaryota; Metazoa; Chordata; Actinopteri; Cypriniformes; Cyprinidae
Product: Golgi-associated plant pathogenesis-related protein 1-like
Exons: 5
Coding region: 836-1288 (150 amino acids)
Cellular component (GO): extracellular region
Source: RefSeq, a predicted model, not a curated record